UUGUAUUGCAAAUCCAGUGCUCCUAAUCAUCCACUUUUUCCUUCCUCUCUCUCUCUCUUUCUGACGCUCUGUUUUCGCUACCACACGUUCAAUUUUAUCUCCGUGCAUGGCUGGAUCGUCGAUCUCAUCCAACGUUUGACUUGUCGGAUCGGUAGAUCCGAUCCACAACUGCAGCGAGCAACCUAAGUCGCAGCACGCGAGCGCGCGCCAUGGCUUCUUUAAAUACCCAUACAAUUGCAUGCAUGGCAACGCACUGAGUCUUCGGAUCGGAGGAGCGGAGAGCUACGCCUCGAUCGAUCGAUCGAUCUAUCCCACCGGAGAUGGAUUGCCUGCGUGAGUGGCCGGAGCCGAUCGUCCGCGUGCAGUCCUUGUCCGAAAGCGGCGCGACGACCAUCCCGGCCCACUAUGUGAAGCCGCCGUCGGAGCGCCCCUCCGCUGCCCCCGCCGCAGCAGCCGGCGCCGUCAGCAUCCCCGUGGUCGACCUCGGCAAGCUCGAGGACGGCGCGGACGCCGAGACCGUGAAGGCGAUCGCGGAGGCGUGCCGGGGGUGGGGGUUCUUCCAGGCGGUGAACCACGGGGUGAGCCCCGGGCUGCUCCGCCGAGCGCGCGAGGUGUGGCGCGCCUUCUUCCACCUCCCCAUGGAGGAGAAGCAGCGCUACGCCAACUCGCCCGUCACUUACGAGGGCUACGGCAGCCGUCUCGGGAUCCAGAAAGGGGCCAUUUUGGACUGGGGCGACUACUACUUCCUCCACUUCCUCCCCCUCUGCUUGAUGAGCCACCACAAGUGGCCGGCUCAGCCUCCCACAUUAAGAGAGACUACCGACGAGUACGGCGAGGAAUUGAGGAAGCUGUGCCGGAGAUUAACGAAGGCAUUGUCGAUGGGUUUGGGGCUGGAGGCGGACCACCUACCGGCGGCGUUCGACGAGGAAGGAACGUGCAUGAGAGUCAACUUCUACCCUAAGUGCCCGCAGCCGGAGCUCACGCUGGGCCUCUCGGCCCACUCCGACCCCGGCGGCAUGACCAUCCUCCUCGUCGACGACCACGUCGCCGGCCUCGAGGUCCGCAAGGAUGACUCCUGGAUCACUGUCCGACCGCUCCCUGACGCCUUCAUCGUCAACAUCGGCGACCAAAUUCAGGUGCUGAGCAAUGCGGCGUACAAAAGCGUGGAGCACCGGGUGAGGGUCAACGCCUCGUCGGAGCGGCUGUCGAUGGCGUUCUUCUACAACCCGAGAAGCGACGUACCCAUUGGGCCCAUCCCCCAUCUGCUGACGACCGAUCGGCCCGCUCUGUACCAGCCCAUGACCUUCGACGAGUACCGCCUCUUCAUGAGAAAGGCAGGCCCACGUGGCAAAAAACUAACCGGCUGAUCAGCUUGCCUGCCGUGCCGUGUACAUGAUCUCAAGUUGCCGUUAGAAAAGGCUUGUAAUAUAAUUGCUCCAAAUUAUAAUAAAUAAAUAAAUAUAUCGUGACGUAGGGCAUGACGAUGAGGAGAUUUGAAGUCGCUAUUCAAAGAUCGAUUUUCAUUCAUUAUGCACAGAGUUGUGCAAAGUAGGCACUCUGCAAU
This is a messenger RNA of Zingiber officinale, 1564 nucleotides long. RefSeq names its product jasmonate-induced oxygenase 2-like. The record is from RefSeq and is a predicted model, not a curated record. Lineage: Eukaryota; Viridiplantae; Streptophyta; Magnoliopsida; Zingiberales; Zingiberaceae. Bases 321 to 1367 code for a protein of 348 amino acids. The transcript is spliced from 3 exons.